This is a messenger RNA of Dioscorea cayenensis subsp. rotundata (Guinea yam), 687 nucleotides long. RefSeq lists its product as uncharacterized. The coding region runs from base 1 to 687 and encodes 228 amino acids. The transcript has a single exon. The record is from RefSeq and is a predicted model, not a curated record. NCBI's taxonomy places the organism in Eukaryota, Viridiplantae, Streptophyta, Magnoliopsida, Dioscoreales, Dioscoreaceae.
AUGACAACCUCCACAAGAGAUUCCCAUGAGAUCAUACAGCCUGAACUCAAUCCAUGUGAGAAAAACAAUGGAGAGAGCAUCACGACAUCCUACGCUGGGGAAAGAGAGAGAAAGAUGAUAGAGAGCAAGGAAGGGCUAUGGAAGGCAUUCAUUGAAGAGGAAACGAAGAAAUUAAACCUUAAGUAUUAUCAAGACCAAAUGGUACUAAAAAUGUCAAUAUUUCAAUUGCCCGCAUACGCCACGUCAAUAACACCUAGAUUUGUUUCUUUCGGCCCCUUCCACCAUGGUGAACAAAACUUGAAGUUUGCCGAAUAUUGGAAACAAAUGGCAGUCCUAAGAUUUAUUUCAAGGACUAAUCAGUCCCUUGAAGAUCUUAUGGGAGAGAUGAUAAAAGCCAUGGAGGAAUUACAAGCAAAUUAUGCACUUUUAGAAGACAAGUGGAGAAACGAUACAGAAUUUGUGAAACUCAUGAUUUGGGAUGGUUGUUUCAUGUUAGAGCUUCCACGAAACGAUCCUAGUACAUCUUUCAUCUAUGAUCAUCACUUUGGUGGCCAUGGAGGUCAGGACAGACUUCCUCCUAGGGUGUGGGACGUGCUUUUGCUGGACAACCAAUUGCCUCUUUUGGUUAUCAAGGUGUUAUUACAAAAAGAGGCUGAUAGCACCAAACAACGACAGCCGGUAAGUUAA